AUGGGGAUACCGCAUCAGACCAAAAAACCCUCGUCGGGGAGGCCUGGGAGCUGCAAAACCGCGACCCACGCGCCUCGCCGCGGGCACGUGGCACAGAAUCGCGCUACGCCCCUGCGGACGAGGAUCAUCCGACCUAUGCCGCUGCGAACCUCGUCCUCAUGCAAACGCCACGCUCAAACCGCGCAGCCACACAAGACGCCGUCACGCCUGACGCAGACUCACGAGACCAGCUCCCAGCCUGCACCCUGCUGCUCCGCGCAGCCUCCCGAGCAGCACGCAGCACACAGCGACCGUCACUCAGGCUGCACCUUCUACUGCUAUUUCUGCUACUGCUGUUACUGCUGCUGCCUCACGUUGCUCUCUGUCUCUCUCCUCCUUCUCUUGUCCCCACCCCCCAACUCUCCUCCCUCUGCCUCUUCUUCCACUUUGCCCUUGAACGCCUCCAUCCCCCGUUCCUCAUCACAAUCUUCAACUUCCUGUUCGGAUGAACUUUCCCUUUUCUAUUCUGGUGUCAAUCUGACUUCCUCUGCUGUGCCUCCCUGCUGCCCCGUGCCCCCUUGUCUGGUCUCUGAUAACUCUUCACCUCUCUUUACUUCUGAUGAACUCUCCUCCUCUCACCAUGGCUCCCUUUCCACACCUUCCUCCCCCUCUUCUGCCUCUGACUCCAUCGCUUCUACUCAUAAACCGAUUCUGUGCCGACCGUGGCCUUCUACACGCUCCCUCUCCUCCCUGCUCCUCUGCCCCCCCAGCUUUGGCGAUGCAGUCCUCUCCCAUGCUUCCGCCGUGGAGCAGCCCCCGUCCGGCCUGCCGCGGCCUCGGACGCUGCUGCGCCAGCAGAGCCUGCAGCAGCCGCUCAUCCAGCCGCCGGGCCCCGGCCUCGGCCUCGGCCACCCCCCCACCACAUCCCAGAGCCUGGGACAGUUGCACACUGGCCCCGGACAGCCCGGGGGAGGCGGCGGUGUUGGGAGAGGAGAGGGAGGCGGCGGCAGCAGCAGCGGUGAGGGUGGGGGUGCAGGUACACGCAGCGGCGGUUCCCGGGGGUCACGGGGGAGCCCGGCAGGAGCAGGUGCCUCUCGCUAUAGGGGAGGUGCAGCAGGAGGGCGCUCACGUGCCAGUCCCGGUAGCUGGGAUUACAUGAUGGACCAGAUCCGGAACCGCGGCCUGGAUGUCAAGUCCUUCCUUGAAGGGAAGCUGGUGGUCCUGGCUUUGACCAUUGGUGUGGCAGAGCAAGAUGACUUUGCCAAUAUCCCUGACCUGCAGGAAGCAGCGCAGGCAGCUCCACCAGCCAAUCAGGAGCCCCCUCCUGAGAAGAGGGGCAACAAGCCAGCCAACAGCCCCAAGGGCCAGCCCCCUGAUGCCGAUGGCCACUCCUCCGUGACUGACCUGGCCAACUCUCUCACUGGAGACAUGGUGAUGCUGUCACCGGGGUCAGAAGAUGACGACGGCGAGGGGCCGAUCAGUGAAAAGCUGGGCCGGAUCCAGUUCAGCAUAGGCUACAGCUUCCAGAACACCACGCUUACCGUCAAAGUCCUCAAGGGUCAGGAGCUCCCAGCCAAGGACUUCUCCGGGACCUCAGACCCCUUCGUCAAAAUCUAUUUGCUGCCCGACAAGAAGCACAGGCUGGAGACCAAGGUCAAGAGGAAGAACCUCAAUCCCCACUGGAACGAGACGUUCCUCUUUGAGGGCUUCCCUUAUGAGAAGGUGAGAGAGCGAACCCUCUACCUCCAAGUGCUGGAUUACGACCGCUUCAGCAGGAACGACCCCAUUGGAGAGGUGUCAAUUCCCCUGAAUAAGGUGGAACUGGGCCAGAUGAAGACCUUCUGGAAGGAGCUCAAGCCCUGCAUGGAUGGCGCCGGGAGACGAGGAGACCUGCUGGUGUCCCUCUGCUACAAUCCCAGUGGUAACAUCAUCACUGUGAACAUCAUCAAAGCCCGCCAUCUUAAAGCCAUGGACAUCGGCGGAACCUCAGAUCCCUACGUGAAGGUGUGGCUCAUGCACAAGGACAAGCGCAUCGAGAAGAAGAAGACAGUGACGAUGAAGCGCUGUCUGAACCCGGUUUUCAAUGAGUCCUUCCCCUUCGAUGUUCCGGCCCACGUGCUGAGGGAGACCACCAUCGUCAUCACCGUCAUGGACAAGGACAGGCUCAGCCGCAACGAUGUUAUUGGCAAGAUCUACCUAUCAUGGAAGAGCGGUCCAGCAGAGGUGAAACACUGGAAAGACAUGCUCGCUCGGCCGCGUACCAACGUCGCCCAGUGGCACGCUCUCAAGGCCUGAUUGCACCACCCAGCCUCCAUCGUGGUCCCUUCCCCAUCUCCUAGCCCCUCCACCCCACACCCCGCCUCCACUCCCGUCCUUAUGCACAAGACUGACUUGCUGCCAGGCUGCGAAACACGGGUACAAUUAGCCAUCUGCUCUCUUAAACCUUUAAAGUCUUUUUCUCUUCUCUUUCAAGAUCCCACAUUUCCUGUCCCACUCUUCUCUUCUGCUCCCUCUUCUCGUGCAGUCGUCUUCAUUUCUGCGUCUCACCACUUUGCCAAUGGUCCCCCUGUUUCUGACUGUCUGUACGUCCGUCUGUCCAUAUGCACUUCUGCCUGUGGAGGUCUGAUAAUCAGUCUCUCGGCUGAUCGCUUAGUUCUGAACUGGUCCCUGGCCCGGUCAGGUGGCCAGUCCCGUGGGAUCAAAGAGUCCUCAGCAAUGAUCUAAUCCCAUUUAAUAGUACACACUUUAGCACUGUAUGUACUGUAUGUACAUAAACAUGUUGAUAUAUUAGAGAUUGGCAGGAUCCCCCCUUUAAAAAGAACUAUUUAUUAAUAGUAUGUUAUUAUGCAGUUCCCCACCUCUGUGUCUUCAUCCGUCCUUUCAUUUCUUGUCGUCUCUCCCCAGUGUCGGUCCUCCCUCUUUUUUCAUGCUGAGCUGAAGUCAUUGAAAGCGAUCGAUAGUUGUUUUGUAAUGAAACCAGCUGAAGCCCAGACAGAGUUGUUGAUACUGCUGUCUCUUUUCUCCUCUCUAUUUUUUCUUCUUUCUCCACCCCGUCCUUUCCUCUUUCUGCAACCCCUUUGGCACAAAUUAGUGAAUCCCCUCCACCCCCCGCCCCCCCACCGAGCCCUCCUCCUCGUCUGUGUGCUGUGGGUGCUGUGCUGUAGCUCCGACAAAAAUUGAGAUUUAAAAAAGUAAAGAAAAAGGAAAAACGAAACUCAACUUUCCAAAGCUGGUGAAGCAGGGACGCAAAUUUGUGAAAUGGAUUGCUCCUGAUUUUUCCAGAUGUAUAAAAGAAGAAUGGAGAGAGAAAAAAGAAGAUAAAAGCAAACAAAACAAAGAAAUCAGGAAACAAAUUCCUUUCCGUCCUGAGAUGCUAUGAUGUCACUUUUUCGCAGGAUCACAGACUGAGGAAACUAAUUGAAUCUUCUUCCAAAGUUAACAUGAAAACGAAGGUAAAGAGCUGCGUCGGUACCGGUUGGUACUGGUCGGAGCGAUGAGUUGUUUGUGCUGCCAUGUGCUCUUGUUUCCUGCUGGUGGGUGUCGACCUCAACCAGGUCGGACUGUCUGGUUUGCUGCGUUAAUGUGUGCCUGCUGGUGUGUGUGCGUGUGUGCGUGUGCAUGUGUGUAUUCAACGGAGCAACACUAUUCAAACUGGGCAGAAAUCUUCUUCUCUUUUCUCUUUCUCUCUUCUCGUGCUCUUCUUGCUCUUCUUACUGCCAUUGUUUCUCCAUCUUCUACUGCCCUGCCUUCUCAACGGGGGCACGAGGACGUUCAUUUUUUGCACUUUUUUGAAAAUGUAAUAACGAUGAUGACGAUGAUUAUACUGAAA
Messenger RNA from Cololabis saira (Pacific saury), 3808 nucleotides. RefSeq lists its product as uncharacterized. Bases 1 to 2274 code for a protein of 757 amino acids. The record is from RefSeq and is a predicted model, not a curated record. Gene Ontology annotation, cellular component: synapse; membrane; axon. The transcript has 8 exons. Gene Ontology annotation, biological process: cellular response to calcium ion; vesicle fusion; regulation of dopamine secretion. Gene Ontology annotation, molecular function: calcium-dependent phospholipid binding; calcium ion binding; SNARE binding. Lineage: Eukaryota; Metazoa; Chordata; Actinopteri; Beloniformes; Belonidae.